AUUUGAUUGGCUGAGAGGAGCGAAAGGAAAGGAAAGGGUAUUACCAUUUUUUUCUCUUUUCUUUUCUCAACUCGACAUAUGUCUACUUACAAGGCUGAAAACUUCCCCACACUUCAAAACGACCUUAUUCUUCGCGUUUCUCGAGGCGAGAAGGUUGAGCGCGCUCCUGUCUGGAUCAUGAGACAAGCUGGUCGUUACUUACCUGAAUUUCAUGAAAUAAGAAAGGAACAUAGCUUUUUCGAAGUCUGUCGUACUCCAGAACUUGCUUGUGAACUAACCCUUCAACCUAUUCGUCGUUAUGGCAGUCUCCUCGAUGCCUCCAUCAUUUUCUCUGAUAUUCUAGUGAUUCCUCAAGCUAUGGGUCUUGAAGUAUUAAUGGUUGCCGGCAAGGGACCUGUAUUCACUGCUCCUCUUGAAACGCCCGAGGAUUUCUCUCGUUUGACUGAGAACGUUGAUGUAGACAAAGAAUUGGGGUAUGUUUACCAAGCCAUCACAUUGACACGUCAUAAGCUCGAAGGUCGUGUGCCCUUGUUUGGUUUCGUUGGUGCUCCAUGGACUUUGAUGGCUUAUAUGAUUGAAGGCGGUGGAAGCAAAACAUUGGCCAAGGCAAAGAGUUGGUUAUGGAAGUAUCCUAAAGAAUCCCAUGCUUUAUUACAGCGCAUUACAGACAUUGCCAUUGAAUUCUUGGUUGGUCAAGUAAGAGCUGGUGCUCAGAUGCUCCAAGUAUUUGAGUCUUGGGGAGGUGAACUUUCUCCUUAUGAUUUUAAAGAAUAUUCUCUUCCUUAUAUUCGACAAAUCUCAACCAAGGUCAAAGAACGUUUGGCUAAAGAAGGAUUAGAUGCUGUGCCCAUGACAGUCUUUGCUAAAGGUUCUUGGUACGCUCUUUCUGAUCUAUCUGAAUCUAAUUAUGAGGUUGUCUCUCUCGACUGGACAAUUGAUCCUGCUUAUGCUCGUCAAAUGACAAGCGAUAAAGUUGCUCUUCAAGGCAACAUGGAUCCCACUGCUUUGUAUGGUGGUUUUGAUGCUAUUCGUGAAAUUGCUACACGUAUGAUUCAUGCAUUUGGUAAGGAUUCUAAGCAUAUUGUCAACUUGGGUCAUGGUAUUUUACCCACCGUUGAUCCUGAAGCCUUGAAGGUCUAUUUGGAAACUGUUCAACAAGUUUCUGCUGAAAUUAGAAAAUAAUUUUGUAAACUAUAGAGUUUCUUGUAUUAUAGCAUUUUGAAAAGAAAAGAAAAAUAAAAAGUGU
Molecule: messenger RNA, 1246 nt
Organism: Gilbertella persicaria
Lineage: Eukaryota; Fungi; Mucoromycota; Mucoromycetes; Mucorales; Choanephoraceae
Product: uroporphyrinogen decarboxylase
Exons: 4
Coding region: 79-1182 (367 amino acids)
Biological process (GO): heme biosynthetic process
Cellular component (GO): cytosol
Molecular function (GO): uroporphyrinogen decarboxylase activity
Source: RefSeq, a predicted model, not a curated record